UUGCCCAAAAUUAUACUCUUCAUUGGUAUUUCAUUUUUUUUCAUCUCUCUCUCUCUCCUUCUCUCUCUCUCUCUUUCUCUCUCUCUCUCUCUCUCUCUCUCACAGACACUUUUUUGGGUAGGUGAAGAGCUAUUUCCUUUUUCAAGCAAUUUUCUUAUUCCUCUGCUUUUUUUCAAUAUUCCUUUCAAUGUAUCUAUCUAUUGUACUCUUUUUAUAUAUCUAUCUCACUUUGUUCAUAUCUAUGUCUGUUCAGUUCAGAUAUAUCUAUCUGUCUAUCUAGGUCAGUUCCGCUCUAUCUACCUAUCUGUUUAUCUAUGUCUGUUCAGAUCUAUCUAUCUAUCAGUUCAGAUCUAUCUAUCUAUCUAUCUAUCUAUCUAUCUAUCUAUCUAUCUAUCUAUGUCUGCUCAGAUCUAUCUGUCUAUCUAUCUAUCUAUCUAUCUAUCUAUCUAUCUAUCUAUCUAUCUAUCUAUGCCUGUUCAGAUCUAUCUGUCGAUCUGUGUCAGUUCAAACCUGUCUAUCUAUGUCUGUUCAGGUAUAUCUAUAUAUCUAUGUCUGUUCAAAUCUAUGUAUCUACUUGUGUCUGUUCAGAUCUAUCUAUCUAUCUAUCUAUCUAUCUAUCUAUCUAUCUAUCUAUCUAUCUAUCUAAGUCAGUUCAUAUAUACAUCACAAUCUGUCAGUUUUUUCAUAUAUCUAUCCAUCUCUAUCACAAUGUUCAUCUAUCUAUCUAUCUAUCUAUCUAUUUAUCACAUUAUGAAUUUACUCUUUCUUUACCUCUAUUUUGUUUCUUUUCUGUAUCCUUUUUACUCUAUUUCAUAUUCACUUUUCUUAUCCUUUUUACACUAUUUACUUCUAUUUUUUUUACUCCACACUCUCUCUCUCUCUAACACCCCCUCUCAAUUUUUUCUUCCUUUUAAUCUUAAUUUAUAUCUUUUCAUCCUUCCUUCCUUCCUUCUCUAA
This is a messenger RNA of Acanthosepion pharaonis, 957 nucleotides long. The record is from the annotation of a GenBank genome assembly. NCBI's taxonomy places the organism in Eukaryota, Metazoa, Mollusca, Cephalopoda, Sepiida, Sepiidae.